Lodderomyces elongisporus is the source of this 378-nucleotide messenger RNA. RefSeq lists its product as uncharacterized. The coding region runs from base 1 to 378 and encodes 125 amino acids. The record is from RefSeq and is a predicted model, not a curated record. Lineage: Eukaryota; Fungi; Ascomycota; Pichiomycetes; Serinales; Debaryomycetaceae. The transcript has a single exon.
AUGCUAAUGAGAAUGACUUCUUGUUUUGACAACAAAUUUAAUACGAAAGAAAAAGAGUGGAUGGUUGACCAAGUUCGAGAAAGAUUGAAAAGAGAUGUCAAAUUUCAACACCUUCAAGCGUGCAUAACGACAAAGUUGGACAAGAAACAUAAAGUGAGUAAUCUUUCAUCAAAGUCGGAAGCAAACAGUUGCAAUAACGUAAAGGAAACCAGAUUUGAUAACAAUGACUUUAUAGAUACCAGUUCGGUUUCUGGUCAAAGUGCUUAUUUAAGCGUGGCGAAUUUUGAUGAAUUGAUACACAGCUUGCUCGAGACAGUUGAUGAAAAGCCAGAUAAAGAUGUUCCCACUUUGGAAUACAAACAUAUCUUAUUAAACUAA